This is a messenger RNA of Athene cunicularia (burrowing owl), 2346 nucleotides long. It is a transcript of the gene PERM1, whose product is annotated as PPARGC1 and ESRR induced regulator, muscle 1. The coding region runs from base 1 to 2223 and encodes 740 amino acids. Lineage: Eukaryota; Metazoa; Chordata; Aves; Strigiformes; Strigidae. The record is from RefSeq and is a predicted model, not a curated record. Gene Ontology annotation, biological process: regulation of DNA-templated transcription; response to muscle activity. Gene Ontology annotation, cellular component: cytoplasm; nucleus. The transcript is spliced from 3 exons.
AUGGAUAACUUCGAGUACAGCAUCCAGCUGAACGACAGGGACUGGGCUGAGUUCUUCUUGGCGUCAGAGGAAUGCAACCUAGCACCGGCCGCCCUGGCCACGGCCGAGGAGCCGUGUCUCAGUGACAUUGAACAAGGGGACGGCGUGCCGGGGAGGGACUGCCGCGCCAGCACCCCCGGGCAGAUCGCAGCGAGGGUGGGCAGCAGGCCAGGGCCUGGCACGGGAAGCUCUGCCCCACGUGGGCUGCCCAGAGACGCCUCCCUGCGCUGGCCCGCUGGUGGGCACCUCUCCCUGCCGGAGCUUCUCUCGGGCAGCGAGGACGAAGCGGACCUGGGCUCGGUCGGCAGGUUUCUGUGUGAGAGCGACAAGUCCAGCUGCCCUUCACCCGCUCCGAUGCCCAGCGCGCAGGGGACGCAGCCCCCCUGUGCCCCCACAGCCCCCCUCGCCAGCCCGGCUGGUGGCACCGCCGAGAGCAGCCCAGGGCAGGACACAGCAUGUGAAGCAGCAGCACCGCAGCUGGCUGUGGCAUUGGAGAAAGAAGCAGCCAGUGGCAAUCGGGCCAUGGAUCCUCUCAGCCACCCAGCUGGAACAAGAGCCCCUGAACAGGGAGGAGAACAGCCCCAUGGCAGCCCGCUGGCCGCACAGCUGGGGGCUCCGGUGCGGGGCAGCUUACUGGCUACCCCCCCAGAGGGUUCGGCAAGGAAAAGUUCUAGCAGCGCUUCCCGCUCGGAGCCUGGGCUACAGGGACCACAGCAUGAGCACCCCCUGAGCCCAGCCCUGGAGUCUGCACCCAGAGCGCCCGGCUGCCCAGCGCAGGAGGGGGCAAGUGGGGAGAGAGCAGGUACCGAGCUGAGCCCCCCAGCUUGCUCCCCGGACGUUGUGAGGCCCAAAGUGCCAGGACAGCUGAGAAAGAGCCGCAAACAACGUGGAGCCAGUGCUGCUGAGGGGGACAGGGAGCCCGCGGGGGCUGCGGCACAGGGGACUGUGGUACCCACGAAGGCAUCUUUAAGCUCACCAGUGUCCUCACGAAAGAGCAAAGGGAAGGAGAAGGCAGCCAGGCCAGCUCCUGCGAAGCUGGGGAGCGAGGAGGCAGGGGAGAGCAAACGGCUGGUGGCCAGCCCUGGCACGGAUGAGGGCAACGCAGCCGUGAGCGCUCCCUCGAAGCAGAAGGUGAAGGAGCCGGGGGCACAGCCCCCAGGGAAGGCGAAGGCCACCAAGAAUUCAAAGCCAGGGCAGGCUGGUGACUUGGGCAUACGUGACAUUGUGCCCGUGAUCCCUGCCAGUGGAGCCAUGGCUCCUUCAGGAGAGGCAUGCCAGGAGGUGCUGGCGAAGCCUCUCCAUCCCAGGGGCAUGGUGGCUUCUGGAGGGGAUGCUGCUGAAGGAGCUCAUGGGGAGCCUGCAGCUGAGACCCUCAGGGACCUGGGCCCCCCCUGCUUUGCAGCUGGGGAUUCUGCAAGGGCAGACACCCUGGAUGUGACUUGGCCCGAGAUGUACGAUUAUUUGUUCUGUGACUCCCAAGAGGAGGAAGAAGGAAUGGGGAACUCAAUGGAGGGGGAGAAAACACCCUUGGAAAGGGAAAUAUCCUUGCCUGAACUGUAUGAAUAUUUUUUCAAUGAGCCAGAAGGAAAUAGGAAAAAAGUCAAGGGUAAAGACAGGAAGCGAAAGAAGUUCAGCAGCUUGGACCACACGCAGCUGCAAAAUGAGGAUCCCGACUCAGCUCCAGUCAAAGACUCCCUGGUUAUCUCGGUCCCUGAGGUGUAUGAACACUUCUUUGCAGAUGGGCCUGGGAGCAGGGUAGGCUGGAGAGGGAUUUUCUCAAUCACUCCAGCCUACGAGGUGAAGAAAGCUGUGGGGGCUUUGAGGUCCCUCCUGCAAAGGCCAAUGCAUCUCAUCAGGGGCCAAGCCCCAGCCCCCCAGGCUCUCGUACGGAGAGGAUCUGGAGAGAAGCUCCCCCUCGUCCCGCUGGCUCCGCUGGGAAGAGGCCUGGCACGGCCGGAAGGUUUGGACAUGGCCCUUGCACUGACAGGGAGGCCCGAGGCUCCGCUGGCGCUGACCCACAAGGACAUGUGCCUCGUCUUCUGUGCCUUCGCGUCCUGGGCAGUGAAGACCUCUGACCUGCAGGCUCCGGAUGCCUGGAAGACCAUGUUCCUGGCAAGUUUUGGCACACUUUCUGCCAUCCGCUACUUCAGAAGGCAGGUCAGAGAAGGACACCCCCGGACCUAGUCUCAGCGUGUGCUUCCCGAGGACAGGCGAGGACGGAGGAGGCAGAGGCCGGGGACUUUGUUCUUGGGCAGUGUGAGAAGCCUGGAUCCCAGCACCAAGACUUCUCUGGACCCAUCCCUAAAC